This is a messenger RNA of Equus quagga, 2077 nucleotides long. RefSeq names its product sorting nexin 1 (gene SNX1). Gene Ontology annotation, cellular component: endosome; endosome membrane. The transcript has 16 exons. Gene Ontology annotation, biological process: early endosome to Golgi transport; intracellular protein transport. Bases 31 to 1692 code for a protein of 553 amino acids. The record is from RefSeq and is a predicted model, not a curated record. Lineage: Eukaryota; Metazoa; Chordata; Mammalia; Perissodactyla; Equidae. Gene Ontology annotation, molecular function: phosphatidylinositol binding.
UGUUGCGGCUUCCGCCGCGGGUGGAGGAAGAUGGCGUCGGGUGGUGGCGGCUGUAGCGCUUCAGAAAGAUUCCCUCCGCCCUUCCCCGGCCUGGAACCGGAGUCCGAGGGGGCGGCCGGGGGGUCAGAACCCGAAGCUGGGGACAGCGACACCGAGGGGGAGGAUAUUUUCACCGGCGCCGCGGCGGCCAGUAAGCCCCAGUCCCCAAAGAGAAUUGCUUCUCUUCCCAUCAACAAUGGCUCCAGAGAAAAUGGGAUCCAUGAGGAACAAGACCAAGAGCCACAGGAUCUCUUUGCAGAUGCCACAGUGGAGCUAUCCCUGGACAGCACACAAAAUAAUCAGAAGAAGGUACCAGCCAAAACGCUCAUUUCUCUUCCUCCACAGGAAGCCAUAAAUUCUUCUAAGCCACAACCAAGCUCUGAGGAGCUAGAAGAAGAAGAACAGGAAGACCAUUUUGAUUUGACAGUUGGUAUAACUGAUCCUGAGAAGAUAGGGGAUGGUAUGAACGCCUAUGUAGCCUACAAAGUUACAACACAGACAAGCUUACCAAUGUUCAGAAGUAAACAGUUUGCAGUGAAAAGAAGAUUUAGUGACUUUCUGGGUCUUUAUGAGAAGCUUUCAGAGAAACACUCUCAGAAUGGCUUCAUUGUCCCUCCUCCACCUGAGAAGAGCCUAAUAGGAAUGACAAAAGUAAAAGUUGGGAAGGAAGAUUCUUCUUCUGCAGAAUUUCUUGAAAAACGGAGGGCUGCUCUAGAAAGGUACCUUCAGAGGAUUGUGAAUCAUCCCACCAUGUUACAGGACCCCGAUGUCAGGGAGUUCUUGGAAAAAGAAGAGCUGCCACGUGCUGUGGGUACCCAGACAUUGAGUGGCGCUGGUCUCCUCAAGAUGUUCAACAAAGCCACAGAUGCAGUCAGCAAGAUGACCAUCAAGAUGAAUGAAUCAGACAUUUGGUUUGAGGAGAAGCUCCAGGAGGUAGAGUGUGAGGAGCAGCGCUUACGGAAACUGCAUGCUGUUGUAGAAACUCUAGUCAACCAUAGGAAAGAGCUAGCGCUGAACACAGCCCAGUUUGCAAAGAGUCUAGCCAUGCUUGGGAGCUCCGAGGACAACACAGCAUUGUCACGGGCACUCUCCCAGCUGGCUGAGGUGGAAGAAAAAAUUGAGCAGCUCCACCAGGAACAGGCCAACAAUGACUUCUUCCUCCUUGCCGAGCUCCUGAGUGACUACAUUCGCCUCCUGGCCAUAGUCCGCGCUUAUCACAGACCUGCUGUCUUGGCCCCCUGGAGCAGUGACUUCCUCAGUCCUUUGGUCUUUGCCUCCUUAACAGUAAGCUGCGGCUUCGCCCUGGCUGCCUUUGACCAGCGCAUGAAGAUGUGGCAGCGCUGGCAGGAUGCUCAAGCCACACUGCAGAAGAAGCGGGAGGCUGAGGCUCGGCUGCUGUGGGCCAACAAACCUGACAAGCUGCAGCAGGCCAAGGAUGAGAUAGCAGAGUGGGAGUCUCGGGUGACUCAGUAUGAAAGGGACUUUGAGAGGAUUUCAACUGUGGUUCGAAAAGAGGUGAUACGGUUUGAGAGAGAGAAAUCCAAGGACUUCAAAAACCACGUGAUCAAGUACCUUGAGACACUCCUGUAUUCACAGCAGCAGCUGGCAAAGUACUGGGAAGCCUUCCUUCCUGAGGCAAAGGCCAUCUCCUAAUGGACCAAGGACACCAGAGCCCACCUGCCUGACGCUGCCUUUUUAUACACUGUCCUCCUCCACUUCUGCUGGACCCCAGUGAUGCACCCUGCCUAGCCUGGACUUCACCCCUCCCUCCCUGCCCCCACAACCAAGCUGUCCCCAUCACUUUAACCAUUACUUCAUUUAGCUUCCAUAUAUAUUUUCUUACCUGAGAGAAUAGUUUCUUGCUUUAAGCAAAAGACCUACAAUAGGUGGUGGAAUUAUGGGAUGGGGUGGAGUAUUGGUAUAAAUAUAUAAAUACAAAUGUAUAUUUUUCAGGAUGUGGUUAGGAACUGGGAAUAACGUUUUCUGUUACUCCUGAUGGUGCCAUGAAAAGACUAUGUAAUAAAAUAUUUUAAAAUCA